UAUCUUCCUAUGUUUCUCUUUUCUAGAACCAGUCCAAAGUCCACCCUGCCGUCCACCUUCACAUAUAACAACAUAUCUCUCCAUUGUACAAUUUCGAUUCCAAUAUUCACAUCAUGUUUAGUUGGAUACACAUCACACUAGCGGUAGCAUCCGCCGGAAUAUUCCUCCUAAUAUUCUUCCUCUGCCACCACCUUUUCCGCCACCCUAAACCACCACAACCACCCACCACAGACCCAUCACUUUCCCAACGUGAAACAUGUUCCAAAACAUUGUUCAACUGGUCAGACAACCCUGCACUCAUCACCGAUGCCGUCGAAAAUGGGUGGUCACGAUUUGCUUUCACAGAUUAUGUCUCUUCCUCAUCCGUCCGAUCAAACCGGUUUUCAUUACGAUCUUGUGCUGCGGGUGCUGAUGGUGUUGGAGAGUACGAUGAUGACGUGGAUAUUAGUUGGGAAAUUUGUCAUGGAUCUGCAGAUUUCAUGCAAAAGAUUCGACUUAACUCCGGGUUAAAAAAACUAAUCACAACUACAACUUCUGUAAUGUCGGCGGCUUCAGUUAUUAAAUCGGCUUUGCCGUUGCCUGGACCGGCUGUGGGGAACUCAUCCGCGUUUCCGCAAGAAGCGUAUUUUGAAAUUACGAUUUUGUCCAGUUACGAGAGUGAAAAUGGUGGUGAUAUUAAUGGAGAAGAUGAGAAUGUUAAGCUGAUUCAAGAGGGGAGGGGUGUGCAUGUCAAUAUGGAAGAGUUGAGGGGUCAAAGUUGUGCAAAGGGUAUAGAUGAAGGGGGAAAUUAUGAGGUUAGUGUUAUGGUGUCGGUAGGGUUUACGGUUGGAGGUUCGAUUCCGGUGAAGCUUCCCGGAAGUUAUCCCGGAUCGGUUGGAUUUCAUUCCGAUGGCUUUAUUUAUCUGGAUGGAAAUAAACUCUUAAGUGAACCAAAUAUUGAAAGAUGGGAAAAAUCUUCUAAAGUGAUCGGUUGCGGUUACAACCCAAGCUUAAAGAAAGUUUAUUUCACGAUGGAUUCCAAACUUGUACACGAAACCAACUGUAAAGGAGACGAAUUUGGAACCCCGCUCUAUCCGAUGUUAGCAGCGAAUAGUGAUGUUACGGUGCUUGUAAAUUUUGGGCAAAGCGUCUUUAAAUAUGAACCAGCAAAUUCGCAAAGAACUCAAAAUCCAUGCUUCAUUGGACCAAUGGCGAAUUCCUCGUUGGCAGGGUAUGAAGAUAGUAAGGAGCUUUUUUCAAUGGGAAUAAUAGAUUCACAAUGGUUAACUCAACCACCAAGAAGUGGACCAUAUCAUGGAAGCGUUAAUAAUAAAGGAAGGAUGAAGGAUAACGACGAGGCUUCUGAAGGGGAUAUGUUUGAAAUCGUGAUAGAAAACAAUAAUUAUAGAAAAUCACCAAAUGCGUUGUCUUAACCAAAAGUAUUUCAUAUUAUUCUUCAUGAAAGUCGAUUUGUUUUCGGUCGAGUAUAUAAUCAAAAGACUUCAACCUGAUGAAACAUGGUGUGAGUUCUUCUAGAUGAGGAUUGGGUUUAUACGGUAUGAGUUGUUUUAGAUGAGGAUUGGGUUUAUGUAUUUUGUUUCAAGUACUCAAGAUUUAUGUGGAUACAAAGUUGGAACCAA
Helianthus annuus (common sunflower) is the source of this 1619-nucleotide messenger RNA. RefSeq lists its product as uncharacterized. Gene Ontology annotation, biological process: cell-cell adhesion. The record is from RefSeq and is a predicted model, not a curated record. The transcript is spliced from 2 exons. NCBI's taxonomy places the organism in Eukaryota, Viridiplantae, Streptophyta, Magnoliopsida, Asterales, Asteraceae. Bases 114 to 1412 code for a protein of 432 amino acids.